AACGUCGAAACCCACGCUCCCGCCCCGGCCUUAGAAACCAAAAAAUAAAACAAAAACAAAUCGUUAACCGUUGAUGGGAAACACCGUCACUUGAAGUAGCAGAAGCGGCGGUUUCACGCUACGUUUUUCUGAUUUCGAUCUCCGAAAGCGAAUUUUUCUUUUUUGUAAAUAAAUAAAAUAAAAACGCUUUUUGAUAACGACACGCUUCAGCUAACAACAGAUUAAAACAAUAUUAGUCACUUUUAUUAAUUUUUAAAUUUUUAUUCUAGAAACAAUAGUGUGAGAAUUUUUUUUCCUUUUCCGUUUGGAGAGAGAGAGAGAGAAAAGCCCGCCUCGCAACCUAAAGUGAUAGCUUUUUUCUCAUUUCUUAGCUCUGGCUUUGAUUAUUUUAUUUAUUCAUUUAUUUAUAUAUAAAGAAAUAAGGAGAGAAAUCCAAAAUUCAACCAUUCGUUUUCAUGUGAAUUUCAAUCUGCUUCUAUUCUGUGUGGAAUGAAUGCGUUUUUUUUAUUCUUUUCAAGCAACGAGCUGUAAUAGAGAAUCGCACAGAUCUGGAAGACUUGGUAAUAUAUAAAAGUGACAGCAUCUCAUUAUUUCUGAGAUUUUCUGUGUCCGUUUGGUUGCAGAGUGAAGUCUGAUCAGGAUUUCGGAUGCAAAGUACAAUGCCUGGGGAGUUAAUAGCAUUUCAAGAAAACGAGAGGUUUAGAAAGGAAGGGAAUUUGGAUUUUGAGACGUCUGAGGACGAGAAAAGAAGACCGACGCGAGGGAGAUCUCUGAAGAAGAAAGCGAUGACUGCUUCAACAAAGCUGACACAUGGUAUAAGGAAGCGUGGCAAACGCGUGGCUGAUUGCAAAUUUGCGGCAAUUUCUAUCGAGGAUGUAAGGGAUGCGGAGGAGGAAAAGGCAGUCCAAGCUUUUCGCGAGGCAUUAGUUGCAAAAGAUCAGCUUCCCUCACGUCAUGAUGAUUACCACACUUUGUUAAGAUUUCUGAAAGCAAGGAAAUUUGACCUCGAUAAAACUGUCCAGAUGUGGGAAGAUAUGCUGAACUGGAGGAAAGAGAAUGGAGUAGAUACUAUUUUACAGGAUUUUGUGUAUGAUGAAUAUGAAGAAGUUCAGCGCUGUUACCCUCAUGGUUACCAUGGUGUAGACAAACAGGGUCGCCCAGUUUAUAUUGAAAGACUUGGUAAAAUUGACCCUACCAAGCUGAUGAAGGUUACUACAGUGGACAGAUUUUUGAAAUAUCAUGUGCAGGGCUUUGAGAAGGCUUUUGUGGAGAAGUUUCCUGCUUGUUCUAUUGCUGCCAAGAGGCAUAUAGAUUCUACAACCACAAUAUUAGAUGUGCAGGGGUUGAACUGGAUGAGCUUUGGCAAGGUUGCUCAUGAUCUUGUAAUGCGAAUGCAGAAAAUUGAUGGAGACAACUAUCCCGAGACUUUACAUCAAAUGUACAUAGUUAAUGCUGGAAAUGGAUUCAAACUACUAUGGAACACAGCAAAAAGCUUUCUUGAUCCAAGGACUACAGCAAAGAUUCAUGUUCUUGGGAACAAAUUUCAUAAUAAAUUAUUGGAGAGUAUUGAUCCAAGCCAAUUGCCAGAGUUUCUUGGUGGAACAUGCUCAUGCCUUAAUGAUGGCGGGUGUCUUAGAUCUGACAAAGGACCCUGGAAUAACUCAGAAAUAAUGAAGUUGGUGCACUCAGGAGAUGCCUUGUACUUGAGGAAAACAGAAAGUUCUUCUGAUAAUGACAAUUUGGAGGCCAAACUUUUAUCUACUAAGGUUGCAAGUAGUGAAAUAUCUUAUGCUUCCGAUGUGAGACCACAUACAUCAGAUUUAAUGCAGUUAGUGUCACUUUCUGACAAAGGACAGAUGAGUGCUCCUAAAUCAAUGCAUGACAUUAUUGAACCAGAAAGUGCUGCAAUAACUGAAGAAGCUAAUUCAACAAAUGAUGUAAUUAGCAUUGUUACUCCAAGAAAUCCAAGAAAGAAGUUCGUUAACCAAGUAAUAGAUUUUGUGGUUUACUUCUUACUCAAAUUGUUGGCAUGUAUAUUUUUCUUUGCCCCUGGACUGGGAAGAUUUUCUGAAGCACAAGAUUCAAAUCCACAAGUAGGAAACCUGUCUAAUCACGAGAUGGCAGGUUCAGGGUCUCUAGAAAAUGGUACCUUGACAGAAGCAAAAGAGGAGUCACUCCAUCCAUGUUGGCAGAGGCUACAAAGUUUAGAAAGCUUGGUAACUGACCUUUGUAACAAACCCAUAAACAUUCCUCCUGAAAAAGAAGACAUGCUUCUUGAAUCAUUAAGUCGUAUUAAAUCUAUUGAACAGGAUUUACAGAGAACAAAGAAAGCAUUGCUUGCAACUGCAUCAAAGCAAGUGGAACUCGCUGAGUCAUUGGAACAUUUAAAAGAGACCAGCUUAGCUGAAACUAAAUUGGUGACACUAGUCUGUUUUGGUUGCUUGCGUAAGUGCUGCCAGUCCAUUAUGGCAAGGUGUAAAACCUACCUGAUGGACCUAUGGACCCACAUAUAAUAAUAAAUUGGUUGGGAAAUAAAGUUUCACCAAACUAUCUCAGAUUAUGAUCAAUCUAUGUGAUAUUAAUAGGUUUGGCAUAUGCCUUAACAAUUGAACUUCUUGAUUUAUCCAUUUGUUAUAUCUGAAAGAAUGUGGGAUAUAAGCAUAGGUGCUUCACAACAAAAAGGCUGUAAUAAAUUAUAACCUAGUCAUAAAGCUGGUGAGUUUGAAGGUAUGGUUUGGAAUCAAUAUAUCCUUGUGCUUUGGUAUAGAAAAACUAAGCCUGCUUAUUGAACUCCCCUAACAAAACUCUUCUAGGUUCAUGAUUUUUUAUUCAGAGUUUCCAGGAAUUUAAAGUGCAUUUCUGGUUGUAUAACCAUUAUGUCUAGAAUAUGUAUUCGCAUUCAUGGUUAAUAGGGUGGUUCAAAUGCUUUGUAUAUUACUGAAAAAUGUGGAAUUUAUCCUGAAAUUUAGUGCUUUUGGA
Gossypium raimondii (Peruvian cotton) is the source of this 2979-nucleotide messenger RNA. Its product is annotated as phosphatidylinositol/phosphatidylcholine transfer protein SFH9. The transcript has 15 exons. The record is from RefSeq and is a predicted model, not a curated record. Bases 648 to 2513 code for a protein of 621 amino acids. NCBI's taxonomy places the organism in Eukaryota, Viridiplantae, Streptophyta, Magnoliopsida, Malvales, Malvaceae.